AUGUCUCUCUUCGGCAGCGUGGCCACGUCCACGACGACCACGUCGGCAGGCCAGACCAACACGACUGGGGAUAUCUCCAAAGAUGUGACUCUCAACCAGCCUCCCGAGGAUAGCAUCUCAGAUCUUCGUUUCUCGCCAGCGUCGGAGCACUUGGCUGUCGCAUCGUGGGACAAGAAGGUCCGCAUCUACGAGAUUAAUGAGCAGGGCCAGAGCGAGGGAAAGGCUCUUUUUGAACAUGAAGCCCCUGUGCUAAAUUGCUGCUGGUCUCCGGAUGGAAAACAAGUCGUUGGCGCCGGUGCAGACAAAGCUGCACGUAUGUUGGAUCUCGGCUCUGGGGGUACGACCGCUACUCAAGUCGCCGCUCAUGAUGCGCCAAUUCGAAGCUGUCACAUGGUCCCCCACACCAACUCGCCCCUUCUGAUCACCGGCUCAUGGGACAAGACGGUCAAAUACUGGGAUUUGCGACAACAAGCGCCGAUCGGGUCCGUGGAGUGUCAAGAACGUGUGUACACCAUGGACGUCAAGAACAAGCUGCUCGUGAUUGGUACCGCAGAUCGCUACAUCAACGUGAUCAAUCUCGACCAACCGACCAAAUUCUACAAAACCAUGCAAUCCCCUCUCAAGUGGCAGACGCGGGUAGUCAGCUGCUUUGCCGACGCCUCUGGGUUUGCCGUCGGCAGUAUCGAAGGUCGAUGCGCGAUUCAGUAUGUCGAGGAGAAAGACUCCGCCUCCAACUUCUCUUUCAAGUGUCAUCGUGAGAACCCCCCUGCCACCCGCGAUGUCUGCAACAUCUACUCUGUCAACUCGAUCCAAUUCCACCCCGUUCAUGGCACAUUCAGCACCGCCGGAAGUGACGGCACUUUCCACUUCUGGGACAAGGAUGCCAAGCACCGUUUGAAGGGCUACCCAGCUGUCGGUGGACCCAUUUCCAGCUCAGCCUUCAACCGCAAUGGAAAUAUCUUCGCCUACGCCGUCAGCUACGACUGGAGUAAGGGCUAUUCGGCGAAUACUCAACAAACCCCUAAUAAGGUCAUGCUGCACCCAGUUGGACCAGACGAGUGCAAACCUCGACCCGGCACUCGCAAGCGAUAG
Penicillium diatomitis is the source of this 1092-nucleotide messenger RNA. It is a transcript of the gene sonA, whose product is annotated as putative nuclear pore complex protein (SonA). The record is from RefSeq and is a predicted model, not a curated record. Gene Ontology annotation, biological process: RNA export from nucleus; transcription-dependent tethering of RNA polymerase II gene DNA at nuclear periphery. Lineage: Eukaryota; Fungi; Ascomycota; Eurotiomycetes; Eurotiales; Aspergillaceae. Gene Ontology annotation, molecular function: RNA binding; ubiquitin binding. Bases 1 to 1092 code for a protein of 363 amino acids. The transcript is spliced from 2 exons. Gene Ontology annotation, cellular component: nuclear pore.